GGUGGUGGAGGAGGAGGAGAUGGAGGAUGGUGGUAGUGGAGUGGUAGUAGUGGUCGUGGUGGUUGUGUUGGCGAUGCUGGUGCUGGGGGUGCUGGCGGUUUACGUUUGGAGCCAUUGGAUAGAUUGGUGA
Molecule: messenger RNA, 130 nt
Organism: Enterobius vermicularis (human pinworm)
Lineage: Eukaryota; Metazoa; Nematoda; Chromadorea; Rhabditida; Oxyuridae
Source: the annotation of a GenBank genome assembly